AUGGACUGCUUUGCUGAUACAAUGAUCAAGAAUGAAAAAAAUAAAACUUCAUACGAUAUUCAAUGCAAAACCAAAAUAUUCAGUAUACAGAAGAACUCACCAGAAGUUCCAAAUCAAAGUGAACUGUAUGGUGAAGACUCGCAUUCAUUAGAUCUUACCACAAACUAUAUAUAUUGUACUGAACAACAAAAUUCACUCAAUGAUACAGACACUAAUCUCCUGCUACCUGAACAACAAAAAUCUACGAAAGAUGCAAAUUAUAAUACUAUGUUUGACGAAAAACAGAUUUUAUUCAAUAAGAAAAAACGCAAUAUCAUUCUACCUCGAGAAAAGAAGUUAUUGAUUGGUACAAAUAACAAGCUGACGCCAGGUGAAGAACCAAAUUCACUACAUGACGCAACUAAGAAUAAUACGCAUGACGAAAAAGAAAAUAUUUUCAAUAAUGAAAAACAUAAUUCGAUAUUAGCUGGAGAAGAAAAGUUGCCGAAUGGUAAAAAUAAAACAAUUAUAAUCAGUCGAUAUCAAAAUUUAUUCCAUGAUACAAAUAACAAUUUAAUCUCAAGUCAAGAACAAAAUUUAUUGAACGAGGCAAAUGAUAAAAGUAUGCAUGACGAACAACAAAGUUUAUUCAAUAAUACGGAAAACGAUUCAACGGCAGCUGGUAAAGAAAAAUCAUCGAAUCAUACAAAUAAAACGACUAUAAUCAGUCAACAACAAAUUACAUUCAAUGAUAUAAAAAACAAUUUAUUGUCUGGUGAAGAACGAAAUUCAUUGAAUGAUACAAAUGAUAGUAGUGUGUAUGGCCAACAAAAACAUUUAUCUAAUAAUACAGAAAACAAAUCAAUAUCAGCUAGAGAAGAAAGAUUAUUGAAGGAUACAUAUAAUAGAAAUAUAUCCAGUCAACAACGAAAUCCAUCAACUGGUGCAAAUGACAACUUUAUGUUCAAUCGACAGGAAAAUGUAUUGAAUGAUAGAAUGAAACGUUCUACUAAUGGCGGAAAAGAAUUUUACACAGCACUUCGGGAUAAUUCUCAUCAUUUGAAGCCCGUUGUUGGAUUGUCUUAUGCUUCUUUCAACGUUAUAGAUGCCGAUUUCUCUAUUCUAUUAACAUCAACUUGGUUUUUUCAAACAUCUCAUACAUUAAUUACAAAUCCAAAUCCUAUAUUACAUUGGUGUUAA
Molecule: messenger RNA, 1179 nt
Organism: Rotaria sp. Silwood1
Lineage: Eukaryota; Metazoa; Rotifera; Eurotatoria; Philodinida; Philodinidae
Source: the annotation of a GenBank genome assembly